Penicillium arizonense is the source of this 1314-nucleotide messenger RNA. RefSeq names its product putative methionine aminopeptidase, type II (gene metAP). The record is from RefSeq and is a predicted model, not a curated record. Gene Ontology annotation, molecular function: metalloaminopeptidase activity. Bases 1 to 1314 code for a protein of 437 amino acids. Gene Ontology annotation, biological process: proteolysis. NCBI's taxonomy places the organism in Eukaryota, Fungi, Ascomycota, Eurotiomycetes, Eurotiales, Aspergillaceae. The transcript has 4 exons.
AUGACUGCCGACCCAUCAAAGCUUCUCGAGACGCCGAGCAUCAGCGAUUCUGGUGGAAGUGGAUGCCCCGGCGCAGCAAACGUCACUUCGAAGGAAGCGGAGGACUCGGACGAGGAUGUCGCUGGACAUACCACAGCAGUAGCUGUUGACGGCGCUGCCAAGAAAAAGAACAAAAAGAGGAAACCCAAGAAGAAGCAACAGAAAGUCCAGACCGAUCCGCCAUCGAUCCCUAUAUCGCAGCUAUUCCCAAACAACACCUUUCCCAAGGGCGAAGAGGUCGAAUACAAGAACGAAAAUCGGUACCGAACCACCAACGAGGAGAAACGGUACCUUGACAACCUCAAUAGCGAAUUCCUCUCUGACUAUCGUCAGGCAGCUGAGGCACAUCGUCAGGUCCGUCAGUGGGCACAGAGAAGCAUCAAGCCAGGUCAAACGCUCCUCGACAUCGCCAACGGCAUUGAGAAUAGCGCGCGACGUCUGGUUGGCCAUGAUGGCUUGAUCGAAGGCGACUCACUGAUAGCCGGCAUGGGAUUUCCCACAGGUUUGAAUAUCGACAACGUCGUCGCCCACUAUAGCCCAAACACCGGUUGUAAGACGGUGCUUACGCCGAACAAUGUACUCAAGGUCGAUAUUGGCAUUCAUGUAGGCGGUCGGAUUGUAGACAGCGCCUUUACGAUGGCGUUCGAUCCUAAGUAUGACAACCUACUCGCUGCCGUCAAGGAUGCAACAAAUACUGGUGUGAGCGAAGCUGGCAUCGACGUUCGGGUGGGAGAACUGGGCGGUUAUAUUCAGGAGGCGAUGGAAAGCUACGAGUGUGAAAUCAACGGCAAAACUCACCCGAUCAAGGCGAUUCGCAACCUGUGCGGCCACACAAUCCUUCCAUACUCUAUUCAUGGCACCAAGAGUGUCCCCUUUAUCAAGUCAGACGAUAUGACAAAGAUGGAAGAAGGGGACGUUUUUGCUAUCGAAACCUUUGGCAGCACCGGUAGCGGCCGAUACGUGGAAGGAGGCGAAGUCUCGCAUUACGCAUUGCGUGGUGAUGCGAAUAGAAAAGACUUGACUUUGUCAUCUGCCAGAUCGGUUUUGGGAGCUAUCAAGAAGAACUUCAGCACGAUCCCUUUCUGUCGACGCUAUUUGGACAGGAUCGGGCAAGAGAAGUAUCUCCUCGGUUUGAAUCACCUAGUAAAAUCCGGGAUUGUUGAAGAUUAUCCCCCUCUGAAUGAAAAGCAAGGGACUUAUACGGCACAGUUUGAACAUACCAUUCUACUUCGACCAAACGUCAAAGAGGUCAUUAGUCGGGGGGAUGACUUUUAA